UAAACGGGCUCAAAGAGAGACCCACCUGUGGCAGACACUGUCCGGCACGAAGGGAAUAAGUUACUGCGUCUCCAGCAAGACCGUUACCGGACACAAACCUUGUUGUUGUUCAUCUUGAUUAUCUGAACUCGGACGAACCGUUAUACACAGGGUGAACAUGACAUUAUUUUGUCAUCAACUUUUCAUCCUCCUAUGGAUUGUUGUCACAGUGUUGUCUUUUUCUUUAGGGGGGGAGCCCAACACCCAGACUCCUGGCACACACGGCAGUCCUGGGCCCACAGAUACAUCCAUGACCCCAGGAGACAGAUCCACCACCCUCUUAUCAACAACGACCCCAGUCUCCACUGAACCCAGCUCCGCCACCACAGACCGAGCCACCACCACCCAGGACCCCUCAACUGUCCACCCUAGCACUGAUGGCACCUUACCCACAACAGCAGCCGUCUCUAAAACUAAAGAGGUCUCUACUACGACAGACCUGACCUCAACGUCUGAUACGACAGAGUCUACGGGAGUAGUCGGCACCACAGCGACAGAAACAAGAACUAUCCCGUCGGUCAGCACAGCAGAGAUAACUUCCUCCCACAAGACCUCAGCGUACACUGUCACAUCCCUUGAGUCGACGGAAAAAGACAGUCAAUCUACAGACAGUGGCAUGACAACACCCACCACCACACCUGCCCUUAGCAGAGGGGUCUCUCCGUCUACCACGGAACAUGCCGGAGCCUCCUCCUCUGUCACCACGGAGACAGGCCGUACCUCAAACACAACUCCAGACAUUGUCCCAACCAGCAGUACCAAAGAGCCAGGCACACAUGAAACAACAGCUAUCAAUACAGCUACCACAAAUACAGGUACCAAAGACAGUGAGACCACAGGUACAGGGAUCACAAAGUCCACCAUCCCACCAACUGGUCAGACCUCUCUGUCUUCAACACGCCCCUCCUCCACUACAAAGGGCCUUGAGACCUCUCUCUCAGUAACAGAGGGUGGUACCCUGUCUUCAACACGCCCCUCCUCCACUACAAAGGGCCCUGAGACCUCUCUCCCAGUAACAGAGGGUGGUACCCUGUCUUCAACACGCCCCUCCUCUACUACAAAGGGCCCUGAGACCUCUCUCCCAGUAUCACAUAGUACCUCGCCCUCUACCUCAACCACCGCCAAUACAGAGGCCUCCCAGGUCCCCACUACAAAGGGCCCUGAGACCUCUAUCCCAGUGACCGAUGGCGCCACGUCCUCAACCCCCACAGCUACCAUUACAGGGAGCCCUCAUACAGACAAAACCACUGGAACACAGGGGACUACCGAUUCUACAACCACAGCUGACACUCCAGCCUUGCCCCCCACCUCCGGCUCUUCCUCCAGCCCACCCUCUCCAGGCUCAACCCAAACCCCCGGCAGCAGCACUGAGGCCCCCAUAGACACCUCCACCACCACCCCUGCCACCUCACCCACCAUCACACCUACAGGAGAAACCUCUGAACAACCAACUAGCAAAACUAGUGAGAGCCCACUUCCUCCUUUCCACACCUCCACCUCCCCUACCGGUGGAAUCACCACCCAGCCAGAGUCAGCCAUCACUGCUACCACAUCCCUGCCUCCACCCAUCUCCAUAGUGUGUCCCUCCACUCCCUGUCCGUACGAUAGCAUCUGUCUCAAUGGCACCUGCCAGUGUGUGUCUGGGACCUUCCUCUUAGAGGGCCGCUGUGUACAAGCCCAAGUGUUCUCUGGAGACCUGCAUCUCAACCAGACAUUUCAGGAUGAAAUGAGCAACCGGUCAUCAGUCAUAUUUCAGCAAACAGCAGCCAGGAUCUCAGAGGCACUGAGAAGAGCCUUGGAAAACGAGUCUGGAUACAGCCAAACUGAUGUGGUGCUGCUUAGGCAAGGCAGUGUGAUCGCGACCGUGAACAACGUGUUUAAACUAGGCUCCAGUGCCACCCAGACUUCGACCAAUGGCGCUAUAGAGAAAGCCAUACAAGCCUGUGGCACGACCUGUGGGACUAUACUGCAGAGAGCUACAUUUACCGCCACUGACCUAUGUGAUCAGGCCCCCCAACCGUGUGAUGUCCGCUCUACUACGUGCGAGUACAAAGAAGAUGGAGUGACCAGAUGCUCCUGUAAGGCUGGCUACAUCAACAGCUUCUACUCAAACCAAAGCUGCACAGCCUGUCCCAGUGGUCAAAGGUCAGAGGGAGACGCAUGUGUGCCAUGCCCGUUUGGCUACGCUGGAUUCAACUGCACUGACUCGGCUCUGUUGGCAGUGGUGGUCAUCGCCUGUGUACUGGGGGGAGUCCUUCUCAUCAUGCUGCUGGCCUUGUUUGCAUAUUGCUGCUGGUACCGGUCGCAGUCAGUGAAGAAGCCUUCAGCAGAGUUUAGCAGCCCGUACCCUGUGGAGGACUUCCAGGGCCCCUGGUCCACCACCCAGGGCAUCACCCCGAUCCCCCGGGCCAGCACCAACUGGGCUUCAGCCCCCAUGGAGAUGACCGAAGGGGGCAGCACACACCACCUGGUCGACAUGAAGCCCCACACCAACGGAGCGGGAUUCCACAUCCUGCCUAAACGGGGGAAGAAGACCGGGUCGUAUGACCUGACCUCAGACAGCAUGAACACGUUCAAGGGGAAGAACCAGUCUCGCUACUCCUACCUGGUGCAGGGCCACGAGAACCCUUACUUCAUACCUGCAGAUGACAGGAGACCCGUAUGAGAACCUCAGCGACGUCUGGAGGCAAGGGCCCGUAUCCACACAGCGUCUCAGAGCAGAAAUGCUGAUCUAGGAUCAUUUUUGCCUUCUUAAAUCAUAAUGACUAAAAAGGGGAGACCUGAUCCUGGAUCAGCAAUCCUACUCUUAGAUGCUUUGUUAAUAUUUGCUGUUGAGAGGAGACAAGGACGGGUUAGAGAGAGGAGGGAAGGCUACAGGGAAGAUAUGGAGGGGGGGGGGGGUGUAUCGGACAAAAAUGGCUGAAGAUCAAAUUGAGAAGUCACUGACUUCUAGUAACUCUGGGUAUAGGUACAUCUUAUCACUGUAUUUGUGUUGAACUAUGUAGAACUGUGUGUAUACCUUUUCAUCAGGAUGUUCGGAUAGAUGCCAUGUACUGUGUAGGGCAUCAGUAGUAAUUUGUGGUUUUACAGUCCUUCAAGGACUGGAAUCCUUCACGGUUUAACGGCACGACUCCAAGGGACUUGACAGCAGGGUUUUAAAUAUGUUCUUCUUGAAUCCAUUCUCAAAAUCAGCUUUAUGAUUCACAACGAUCUGGGGUCAAACAUUCACUGACUUCCCAGGGAUUCACUUCAAGAACUGACACCACCAAAGAGGAUUGUGAACACUAUAGAUUCAUGUUUUUACUUUUGCAAUGUUCCCGUUCAUCUGGUCAUAGUCUUUAUCCUGUUCUGCAAUACAAAGACAGGAUUCUGAAUAAUAUUUGUAAAAAAAAAAAAAAAAA
Molecule: messenger RNA, 3440 nt
Organism: Oncorhynchus mykiss (rainbow trout)
Lineage: Eukaryota; Metazoa; Chordata; Actinopteri; Salmoniformes; Salmonidae
Source: RefSeq, a predicted model, not a curated record